This is a messenger RNA of Musca vetustissima, 268 nucleotides long. RefSeq names its product large ribosomal subunit protein eL29-like. Gene Ontology annotation, biological process: cytoplasmic translation. Gene Ontology annotation, molecular function: structural constituent of ribosome. The record is from RefSeq and is a predicted model, not a curated record. The transcript has 3 exons. Gene Ontology annotation, cellular component: cytosolic large ribosomal subunit; ribosome. The coding region runs from base 26 to 262 and encodes 78 amino acids. NCBI's taxonomy places the organism in Eukaryota, Metazoa, Arthropoda, Insecta, Diptera, Muscidae.
CUCGUCAAAAACUUCUUAGCGUACAAUGGCCAAGUCAAAGAAUCACACCAAUCACAAUCAAAACAGAAAAGCCCAUCGUAAUGGCAUCAAGCGCCCAAUGCGUAAACGCCAUGAAUCCACCUUGGGUAUGGAUGUCAAAUUCUUGACCAACCAACGUUUCGCCCGCAAGAACAACUUGUCCCGUGCUGAGGCUGAUCAACGUUACAAGGAUCGUGUUGCCGCUCAAGCCGGCAAGAAGAAGCCUGUUUCUCUCCAAGAGUAGAUUGUA